Messenger RNA from Vigna umbellata (rice bean), 1924 nucleotides. Its product is annotated as transcription factor GTE6-like. The record is from RefSeq and is a predicted model, not a curated record. Gene Ontology annotation, molecular function: protein binding. NCBI's taxonomy places the organism in Eukaryota, Viridiplantae, Streptophyta, Magnoliopsida, Fabales, Fabaceae.
UUUUUAAAUAGAAGAAUUACAAUUUCUGAACCAAAGAGUAAUUAGAAGAAAAGAAGAAAAACUUUGGGUAUCCUUCCAUCCAUCAACUCCUACCUCCAAUAAUCAUUUUGUUGCCGGAAGUUGCAGGAAAGACACAUAAUACAGAAAGAGAGUGACUCGCAAAAUCACGUCAUACCCAUGAUUAGUUUCUUUCACGAUUUUACCCAUUUCACCAAAAUUAACUCGCAAAUAGGUAGCAAAAUCACAAUUCGAAUUGCCAUUUUUGGUACCCUGGCUGUGACUUUUCACUCACUUUCUUGCUGUUUCCCCUUGCAGAAAUUUGUUAUCUAGAACUGGAAUGAUGGAAACAUUUGGUGCAUCGAUUUCAGACGUGAGGAAUGUUGCAACAGGUAAUUCCAAUGACGGUACGGUUGAAAUGGAGGGUUUCAAGCAACGUGUUGACGAGAUAAUUUCAAAGGUUGAUAAGCUUGAGCAGAAAGUACAUGAUGUGGAGAACUUUUACUCGAGUGUGAAUAAAAAGCAAUCAAACAUUCUUAAAGGUAAUUCAACUACAAAGGAUAAGGAGAAACAUGUUCCAAGUAUUAAGAAGCAACAACAGGAUGCUUUAAAAAGAAUGCAAGAUCUUAUGCGCCAGUUCGGCACAAUACUACGCCAGAUCACACAACACAAGUGGGCUUGGCCUUUUAUGCAGCCUGUGGAUGUGGAGGGGCUUGGUUUACAUGAUUAUUACGAGGUCAUUGACAAGCCCAUGGAUUUCAGUACGAUUAAGAAUCAAAUGGAGGCUAAGGAUGGUACUGGAUAUAAACAUAUUCGAGAAAUAUGUGCUGAUGUGAGGCUGGUUUUCAAAAAUGCUAUGAAAUAUAAUGAUGAAAAAAGUGAUGUUCAUGUGAUGGCAAAAACAUUGUUGGCAAAGUUUGAGGAGAAAUGGUUGCAACUUUUGCCUAAAGUUACUGAAGAGGAAACAAGACGAGAAGAGGAAGAAGCUGAAGCACAGUUAGCAUUGCAAGUUGCUCAGGAAGCAGCUCAAGCUAAAAUGGCUAGAGACUUGAGUAAUGAGCUGUACGAAGUUGAUGUGAUUCUAGAAGAGCUACGGGAGAUGGUUCUUAAAAGAUGCAGAAAAAUGUCUACUGAAGAAAAGAGAAAGCUUGGAGAUGGUCUUACCCGGUUGUCACCUGAUGAUCUAAGCAAAGCACUGGAAAUUGUUGCUCAAAGCAAUCCAAGCUUCCAGGCCACUGCUGAAGAGGUGGAUCUGGACAUGGAUGCUCAGAGUGAGUCUACCUUGUGGAGGUUAAAAUAUUUUGUCAAGGAGGCGUUAGAAGUGCAGGGCAAGAACUCAGGAAGCAUGGGUGGCAAUGAAAACCAGAACAACAACAAAAGAAAAAGAGAGUUCUGUGAUGCUAUUGCCAAAACGAAAAAGAAGACCAAGAAGACAACCUGAUGAUCUUUUGGAUAUGAUAAACCCCCCGUCUGUUUUACAUUAUCUCAAAUGAUUGCUGAUGCCGAAGGAGUCAUUUCAAGAAACAAACCCAUUGGUACGAAGUCGUUUUGGUAAAUAACAAAAGUUAUGUUGAUAAAAUUAGUCAUUCGUGACAACCGUGGCCUUUUCAAGUGGUCUCCUUUUUGCACUGGAAGAAAUCCUUGGAAUGUAACCCAGUUUGAAGGUAAUUUUGGUUUUCCUUGACCCUCUUAUUAUAGGGUGAUCUGCCACUUAGUAUAGGGAAACCAUGCACUCUUCAUUUCGGUUGUUAAAUAGAGAGAUAAGUUUCUCUUAUAUAUUUGUGCUAAUUUGUUGGUUUUAAUUUUGUUAUUAGAAACCAAUGGCCAGUCAUGGAAAUUUUGUAUAUUAUCUGACACUAAUUUUAGCUCAAGGGAUGGUGGUUUGUUUGACUUGCUUAAAGUCAGAAUUUUCUCAUGAAUUGUAUUU